Pteronotus mesoamericanus is the source of this 1044-nucleotide messenger RNA. Its product is annotated as melanoma-associated antigen B4-like. Gene Ontology annotation, cellular component: nucleus. The record is from RefSeq and is a predicted model, not a curated record. Bases 1 to 1044 code for a protein of 347 amino acids. Lineage: Eukaryota; Metazoa; Chordata; Mammalia; Chiroptera; Mormoopidae. The transcript has a single exon. Gene Ontology annotation, biological process: negative regulation of transcription by RNA polymerase II.
AUGCCUCGUGGUCACAAGAGUAAGCUCCGUGCUCGUGAGAAACGCUGGCAAAACAGAGCUGAGACCCAAAGUCUUAAGAGUGCUGAGGGCGCUAAUGCAGAGGAAGAAGAGGCCGCUUGCUCCUCCUCUUCCAUCCUGGGGGAUGCUCCCUCGAGCUCCACUGGUGCUGGCCCUCUCCAGGUAUCUCCGAGUGCCCCAGCCCCCACCGGUGCUGCUGCAGGUGUUUCGUGCGAAACAUCUGCUGGGAAAGCUAAGGGCCGUGUUCGUAAAAGUAAAAAUUCUUCUGAGGCCUCAGCUAUUACAAAGAAAUCUGGCGUAAGUAUUUUGUUUCAGAAGGCAAAUAAGUUGGUUCAGUAUCUGCUGAAUCAGUACAAAAUGAAGGAGCCCAUUAAGAAGGCAGACAUGCUGAAGAUAGUCCACAAAUGGUACAAGAAGGACUUUUCUGAGAUUCUGGAGAAGACCUCUGAGCUCAUGGAUCUGGUCUAUGGCCUAGAAUUGAAAGAAGUCAAACCCAGUGGUAACUUCUACAUCCUUGUCGACAAUCAAGAUGACGCCAGCAAUGAGAGUCUGAGCAGAGUUUGGAAAUUUCCCAUUAAAGGAAUUCUGAUGCCUAUCCUGAGUAUGCUGUUCUUGCAGGGCUACCGCGCCUCUGAGGAGGAUCUCUGGGAAUUCCUGAGUGUGAUGGGCAUCCAGGAUGGACAAAAUCACUUCCUUUUUGGGGAACCCAGGAAGCUUAUCACCCAAGAUUUGGUGCAGGAAGAAUACCUGGUGUACCAGCAGGUGCUCAACAGUGAUCCUCCAUGCUACGAGUUCCUGUGGGGUCCAAGAGCUAAAGCUGAGACCAGCAAGAUGAAAAUCCUCGAGUUUCUUGCCAAGAUCAGUGAUAACGAUCCCACAGCCUUCCCAUGUUACUAUGAAGAGGCUUUGAAAGAUGAGGAAGAGAGAGCCCAAGCCAGAGCUGAAGCUGAACCCGGGGCUGGCAGUCCUUCCAAGGCCGGUGGGCACUGCACAGCCACAUCCAGCCAGGACCGUCACCCUGAGUGA